Messenger RNA from Phymastichus coffea, 1213 nucleotides. RefSeq lists its product as uncharacterized. The coding region runs from base 318 to 920 and encodes 200 amino acids. The record is from RefSeq and is a predicted model, not a curated record. Lineage: Eukaryota; Metazoa; Arthropoda; Insecta; Hymenoptera; Eulophidae. The transcript is spliced from 2 exons.
UUUUUCUCAGGGUCCCUAGAAAUUAUUGCAUUAUGUUAAAUGGGAUAAUUUCUAAGGACUCUGAAAAAAUAUUUUCUAGCGGCAACGCCGGGUAAGCCGGUAUUGCUGAUUAUAAGCGGGACGUCAGCAGGAAGACUGUUCUCCAUUUGUUGAUUAGAUCUUUGUAAACAUGAGUGUAUCCUAUAGGGAUUUUUAUUUUAUUGCCUUUUCUCCAUACUUCAUUUUUUAAAUAUAGCGGUUAUGUUCUUUAAUGUUAUUGUCAUCGUCAUUACGAAUCACGAAGACGCUUUUAUUUUUAUCGCAAUAUUUAAUGAAAAAUGACCGAGACCUACUUUGGAAAUCUUAGAAAAGUUGGAGCAAAUGUGGACGAAGAAAUAACUAAACUGCAAGAUAUAUGGAAUAUGCCCCAUGUCCUUCUCUGUAAUAACAAUGAGGAAACUCAAAAUAUUGCAAAACAAGUUGUAGAAAAUUUAAAAACAGAUCUUAAACAGCUCAAGGAUGAUAUUGAGGAAAGCAGAAAAUUUAUUAUUUCCCUUGAAGAAGCUUCUACACAAGAACUUGAAGAAAAAAUUGAAGAAGUAACCACUUUGGAAAAAGAAUUAGAAGAAAUCAAAGUAUUAUUUGUUGAAAAUGGAUAUGUUGAAGAAGCUAUUGAAAGUGAUUUUGUAGAUUUAAAUAAUCGAUUAAAAUCUCUUUCUUCUAACAAUAGUUCUUUGUUCAUCAACGAUGUUAGUGAUUUGAUAAAUUCACCCUUACUUGAAAACAAUUGUUUGAAUGAUUUUGAGAUAAGAGAAUCAAUUAAUUCAAAAACACCUAUUAAAAAUAUUUCUUAUGAUAAUAUAAGGAAACCAAUACCAAUAAAUGAACCACCAAUGGAGCCAAUAUAUUCUCCUUGUUAUUAUAAAAUUAUAAAGAAGUAGUUUAGAUAUUUUAUAUUUUCAAUAAUUGUACAUACAUACAUUUUAAUUUAUAAACAUAGCUAGAAAGUGUAUAUAAGCAAAUAAAUUCAUUACAAUACGAUCAUUGAUCAUUACUUUUAAUUAAUGCUAUUAUUUUAUUGCUAUUUUUUCAGAAGUAUAAUGAUUGCUAUUUAAAAUGAAAGCAGUACAUUUUGAAUUGUGCUGAAUGAUCAAUGAUAACCAGUAAGUGUAUCUCAAAUAUAAAAUUAAUAACAGUAAAGUGCCUGAAACUUAAUUAUUGUGAGAAGUUAAUA